GCCAAUACUUUCUUUCUUCAACUAUGAGUUGUCUAGUAAGAGCCAAAAUCCUCUUCAUCAAGCAAGACACCAUCGCACGACAACCCCUUAAAGUUUAAGAUCAUAUUAAAUAAAUCAUGCGUUCUAUUAAACAUAAAGUACAUUCAUCAGUGCGAGGCAAAAUACCUGAGCCAGAUGAUUUGGCCGUUUAUCCAACUCAACAGCCAACUACAGCUCGUACACUUAUAGACGUACUAGAUGCGUCCAUCUUAUCCCACCCCCACGAGGCGUCCAUCGACAAUGGUAAGAUUCUCCUAAGUUAUGAAGACUUAGCAGGACAGAUAUCAGAACGGAAGGAGGUUUUGUGGAAAUCAGGAAUUGGGGCUGGUGACAGAGUGGGUAUUCGAGUGAGCUCAGGCACUACAGACCUCUACGUGAGCAUCCUCUCUGUACUGGCAAUUGGUGCUGCCUAUGUACCUGUAGAUAUCGAUGACCCAGAGGAAAGAGCACAGCUCAUAUGGGCUGAGGCUGAAGUACGUGCGAUAUUCACUGAUGAGGGUACGUUGACCCCCUAUCAAACACACACCUCGAAAAUUCAUUGCAAUCCUGCGAAGCGCCGACCAAAUCCAUCUGAUGAUGCUUGGAUCAUCUUCACCUCAGGGUCGACAGGCAGACCGAAAGGUGUAGCUGUCACACAUCGUAGUGCAGCGGCAUUCGUGGACGCGGAAGCUCAAUUGUUUGCAUCUGGUAAGCUAGCACCUUUGCAGCCUGGCGACCGUGUGCUUGCGGGACUAUCGGUAGCAUUCGAUGCUUCGUGUGAAGAAAUGUGGCUGGCUUGGAGACAUGGUGCUUGCCUGGUACCAGCGCCGCGCGCCUUGGUAAAGGCCGGUGCUGAUCUUGGAGCGUUUCUAACAGAGCAGCGAAUAUCUGUUGUCUCGACGGUGCCAACUCUCGCUACUCUUUGGCCCACGAAGGCCUUAUGUGAUGUCAGACUGCUUAUCAUGGGAGGUGAAGCAUGCCCUCCAGAGCUUGCUUGUAGGAUGGCUGAGAGCGUCGCGCCGGGAGGAGAGGUGUGGAACACAUACGGCCCUACCGAAGCUACGGUUGUGGCUUGCGCCGCUCUUCUGACUUCUACACCGAAGCAGACUAUGCGUAUUGGUCUUCCACUUGUCGGUUGGAAAUUAGCUGUUCUGGGCCCUGAUGAUCGGCCAGUGCGUUGGGGUGAGAUUGGUGAGCUGGUAAUUGGUGGAGCUGGAGUAGCACGUUACCUGGACACCAGUAAUGAUGCGAUCAAAUUCGCGCCUCUGUGCAUUUUCAGUCGAGACGAGAAGGAAGAACGUUGUUAUCGCACUGGAGAUCUUGUACGAGCGGAUCCAGAAGGUCUUGUUUUUGUUGGACGCAACGAUGAGCAGAUAAAACUCGGAGGACGGCGCAUUGAGCUGGGCGAAAUUGAUUCUGCACUGAUGACACUUCCCGGCGUCGAAGCAGCUGCAAGCGCAGUACGCCGAAGUGAAACGGGCCACCAGGUGCUUGUCGGCUAUAUUGUUCGAAACGGCGCUGCUAACUCAACUAUUGACCGAAAAAUGCUCUUGGAAAAGCUACCUGCCACGCAAGUGCCAAUGCUUGUUGCAGUGAACAAUCUGCCUGUGCGUACCUCCGGCAAGAUUGACCGCAAUGCUUUACCGUGGCCUCCGCCACCCCAAUUCAAUGCCGAUUCACUACCACCCGGGAUAAUAAGGAUAGUUUCUGAGCAAUGGCAACGGAUUCUCGGUGUCCCAGUCACAAGCGCAGAUGCAAAUUUCUUCGAUAUGGGUGGGAACAGCCUGGGCGUAGCACAGCUUGUAUCCCAGCUACGGCAGCAAUUUCCUUCGCUCUCUGUUUCUGAUGUUUAUGAGAACCACACACUCGCAGAGAUGGCUGCGCGGAUAGAAGUGCUUGCAGGUAUCAAGCGAAAUGAUCGCGUGGUUUUACCGACUCCUCGGCGGGCGGGAUAUGUUCAGUUUCCGAUUGUGCUCGCAUUGUUCACCUUGGAAGGUCUGCGGUGGCUUAUUCUUAUGGCAUUGUUAGGCAAAGCCAUUGCGUUCGGCACUGGCCCGUCACUAUGGACGAAUGAUUCUCUCGACUUCCCAUGGUGGCAGAUCUUUUUAGGGUGGCUUGCCUUGGUAAGCAUACCUGGUAGAGUCAUCAUGUCAGCGGUAGCCGUGAGGCUAAUUACUGCUGGCAUGUCGCCUGGCCAAUAUCGUCGAGGUGGGUCAAUCCAUCUGAGAUUAUGGGCCGCGGAACGACUAGUAACUCUCAACCAUAUCAAUUCUAUUGCCGGUACACACUGGAGUCGACGAUACGCAAGGCUUCUUGGAUAUCAGGUCGGACGUGAUGUACAGUUACAUUCCCUUCCACCUGUAACAGGCCUGGCUACCUUUGGGGCGACAUGUGCAAUAGAGCCAGAGGUGGAUUUGGCUGGCUGGUGGCUUGAUGGAGAUGUACUGCAUGUCGGAUUAAUAUCCAUCGGCGAAGGAGCAAGAGUUGGUGCACGUUCGACCAUCAUGCCUAACACGGUAAUUAAGCCGUUCGCAAAUGUUCAGCCUGGAUUGUGUGUGAGUGGAACGGUCUAUAAAAGUAGCCCCCAAGGCGGGGCUUUUGAUCUUGAAUCCAAGUAUCCGGUCGGAAGUGGAGAGAAUUUCUGGACCCAGCUAAGAUACACGCUCUCACUGUUUCUAUUAGAAACUAUACCAGUGAUAGCUGCCGCGCCUGCUGUUACAGCGGGUUCAUUGAUCGUUCGCUCUGCUACAAAAAAUUAUCCGAAUGCCAUUGUAGAAAUCUUCGUAACUGCUUGGCCGGUCACUUUGGUCGGGAUGCUUUGCUACGCGAGCGUCAUCGUCGCGCUGGUUCGUCUUGCAAGUCGGUAUCUCCAGCCGGGGCUUCAUUCAUGGCACAGUACUGCAGCAUGGGCAGCGUGGCUAACACAUUGCCUUAUGUGGGAAGCUCGCAUCGUACUGUUCCCACUAUAUGCGAGCAUACUGACCCCAACCUGGUUGAGUCUUUUGGGCGCUGAUGUUGGCGGGCAUACAGAAGCAUCGACUGUCUUAACACCCCCAUCACUGCUUCACGUCGGUGAUGAAUCUUUCAUAGCUGAUGAUGUCUUGAUCGCACCAUACGAGUUGUGCGCAGGUUAUCUUCGACUAGGUACUUCCUCGAUUGGCACAAGGGCAUUUGUCGGUAAUUCUGCCAUUGUCAAACUGGAGCACGCAGUACAGAAUGGCGGGUUGAUUGGCGUGCUAGGUACAGCACCUGCCCCAGCCCAGAUGGAUCCAGGUUCAUCGUGGCUUGGACGGCCGACAUUCCCGCUCCCACGCAAAGCUGAAGAACUUCUAGACCAGAGCCGGACAUUCAAUCCAACUCUUCAGCUGAAAAUAGCUAGGUCAUUGGUUGAAAUAUGGAGGCUUCUUCCGUUGGUCUGCUCUCUCAUUCUUGCGCGAUUCGCCAUACUCGGCAUGACUAAAACUUCGGAUAUUUUGGGCUUCCGCUGGGCAGUAGCCGCAAGUGGUGUACUUCUAAUGACUGCGGGGGUAGUUGCUUGUGCCCUUGCAUCGGCUGCUAGGUGGAUCUUGACACCUAAAAUUAAACCCGAAGGAAAGCAUCCGCUGUGGAGCUCGUUUGUUUGGAGGAAUGAAUUGGCCGACACGUUUGUUGAGUCGCUCGCCGUCCCUUGGCUAGCAAAGAUGUGUUACGGUACUCCGAUGCUGUUAGUAUGGCUACGGACACUGGGAGCAAGUAUUGGUACAGGUGUAUGGUGUGAGACUCACAAACUGUCAGAAGCAGAGUUGGUUCAUAUCGGAGAUGGCGCCACAAUUAACAGAGGCUCUGUACUCCAAACUCAUCUCUUCCAUGACCGUCUGAUGCGCCUGGACAUUGUCGACUUACAACCUGGAGCCACUCUUGGUCCGUAUUCAGUAUCUUUGCCGGGCACAGUCGUUGGAUCUGUUACGACUAUUGGUCCCUCUUCUUUGGUAAUGCGGGGUGAGAAAAUUCCACCAGCUACUCGCUGGCUCGGGAAUCCCAUUCGACCGUGGGUACAGGAUGAUAUUGUGCGUGGAAAAACGUGACCUGUGUAUGGGUCACUUGACAAGAAUAUUUAGUAUUUAUAGUUCCUCCUUCUGUAGACUGAAAAUGGAAUCGAAUUUACUCCCUCUUACUUUGA
Molecule: messenger RNA, 4177 nt
Organism: Botrytis cinerea B05.10
Lineage: Eukaryota; Fungi; Ascomycota; Leotiomycetes; Helotiales; Sclerotiniaceae
Exons: 1
Coding region: 117-4082 (1321 amino acids)
Biological process (GO): amino acid activation for nonribosomal peptide biosynthetic process; secondary metabolite biosynthetic process
Cellular component (GO): cytoplasm
Molecular function (GO): phosphopantetheine binding
Source: RefSeq, a predicted model, not a curated record